Messenger RNA from Rubroshorea leprosula, 1433 nucleotides. Lineage: Eukaryota; Viridiplantae; Streptophyta; Magnoliopsida; Malvales; Dipterocarpaceae. The record is from the annotation of a GenBank genome assembly.
CUUCAAAUAAAAUUUGGAUAUUGCAGAUAUAAGUUAUCCUUUCUCACUUUUUGUGGCUGCUUGGUCUUUCUAUGAAUUUUAGGUUUAUCUUUUUUGAAAAUCUGGAUUGGUUUUUUAGUGCCUUGUUUUGGGCAUUUUGAUAUCUGGCUGAGUAGCUGAUCCAUUGAUUGCCUUAGGAGAGAGGAUGAUGCAAAAGAAUAUUUUGUGAAGUAUAAAGAGCUCUCCUAUGAUGAAUGUUAUUGGGAGUCUGAAUCAGAUAUAGCUGCUUUUCAACCUGAAAUUGAAAGAUUUAAGAAAAUCCAGUCCAGGUCUCACAGAGCUUCUGAUAGUGAGCAGAAGAGCACUGUUCGAGAAGCUGCUGUCUUUAAGUAUCGGUCAAAAAAAUUUCAACAGUUUGAACAUAGUCCAGAAUUUCUUUCUGGAGGCUCACUGCAUCCAUAUCAGCUUGAGGGGCUGAACUUCUUACAUUUCUCUUGGUCCAAACAAACUCAUGUUAUACUUGCUGGUGAGAUGGGUCUUGGGUAUUGCUUUUUUGGCAUCUCUUUUUGAAGAGAAUUUCUAUCCUCAUUUGAUAGUGGCACCACUUUCCACCUUACGGAACUGGGAACGAGAAUUUGCAACUUGGGCACCUCAAAUGAAUGUUGUUAUGUAUGUUGGCUCUGCCCAAGCUCGUGCAGUUAUUAUGGAAUAUGAGUUUUAUUAUCCCAAAAAUAAUAAGAAGAUCAAGAAUAGGAAAUCAGGUCAAGUAGUUGGUGAAAGCAAACAGGAUAGGAUAAAAUUUGAUGUCCUCUUAACAUCAUAUGAGAUGAUUAAAUUGGACACAACAUCACUGAAGCCAAUAAAGUGGGAGUGCAUGAUUGUAGAUGAAGGCCAUCAGCUCAAAAAUAAGGAUUCCAAGUUGUUUCUUUCACUGAAGCAGUAUACAAGUAACCAUCGUGUGCUUUUAACACAAACCCUUCUUCAGAACAAUCUGGAUGAACUUUUCAUGCUCAUGCAUUUCCUUGAUUCGGGGAAGUUUGGAAGUUUAGAGGAGUUUCAGGAAGAAUUUAAGGAUAUCAGUCAAGAGGAGCAGAUUUCUCGGCUUCAUAAGAUGUUGGCCACACAUCUCCUGAGAAGGGUGAAGAAAGACGUGAUGAAAGAGCUCCCUCCAAAGAAAGAACUCAUUUUACAUGUUGAAUUGAGUAACAAGCAGAAGGAAUAUUACAAGGCCAUUUUGACACGUAACUACCAAAUUCUUACCCGACAUGGAGGUCCACAAAUUUCUCUUAUUAAUGUGGUUAUGGAGUUGCGGAAGCUUUGUUGUCAUCCUUAUAUUUUAGAGGGGGUUGACCCAGAGAUUGAAGAUACAAAAGAAGCUUACAAGUAAAGUUACAUGUGUAUAUUUCCUUUCUCUAUAUAUUGUCAUCUUUGCUUUUAGACUGAAAUUCUUAUCA